This is a messenger RNA of Styela clava, 2218 nucleotides long. Its product is annotated as heat shock cognate 71 kDa protein-like. The record is from RefSeq and is a predicted model, not a curated record. Gene Ontology annotation, molecular function: ATP-dependent protein folding chaperone; ATP binding. NCBI's taxonomy places the organism in Eukaryota, Metazoa, Chordata, Ascidiacea, Stolidobranchia, Styelidae.
CGAAAAUAUUUCCAACAUAGCGUUCUUCAACGGGAGCUUUAGCGAACUUAUAAAAGUGUAUAUCAAUAUAACUACGCUGAUUUAUCGUUUUCAAAAAUGCCUGCGAUAGGAAUUGAUCUCGGGACAACAUAUUCUUGUGUUGGAGUUUUUCAGCACGGAAAAGUAGAAAUUAUUGCAAACGACCAAGGUAAUCGAACAACACCAAGCUAUGUUGCUUUCAACGAUACGGAGCGACUCAUAGGAGAUGCGGCAAAAAAUCAAGUGGCCUUAAAUCCAACAAACAGUGUUUUCGACGCAAAGAGAUUGAUUGGGCGAAAAUUCAAUGAUUCAACAGUACAAAGUGAUAUGAAACACUGGCCUUUCAAAGUUAUCAACGAAGGAGGAAAACCGAAAAUCAAUGUCGAACACAAAGGCGAACAGAAGAAUUUUUUUCCGGAAGAAAUAAGCUCCAUGGUUUUAACUAAGAUGAAGGAAACAGCUGAAGCAUAUCUUGGAUCAUCAAUAAAAGACGUUGUUAUCACCGUUCCAGCGUAUUUCAACGAUUCACAACGCCAAGCCACAAAGGAUGCCGGCACAAUUGCUGUAAAUGUGUUGAGAAUUAUCAACGAGCCGACUGCUGCUGCCAUUGCUUAUGGACUGGACAAGAAAUCUGGAUCAGAACGGAAUGUUUUAAUCUUCGAUUUGGGUGGUGGUACAUUCGACGUCAGCGUUUUAUCCAUCGACGAUGGAAUCUUUGAAGUAAAAUCCACUAGAGGCGAUACUCAUUUGGGUGGAGAAGAUUUCGACAACCGCAUGGUUAAUCAUUUUAUGCAAGAGUUCAAAAGAAAAUAUAAAAAAGACCUUUCUGUCAACAAACGAGCAUUGCGUCGACUUCGCACUGCUUGUGAACGAGCAAAGCGUACACUCUCAUCUUCAACACAGGCAAAUAUCGAAAUCGAUUCACUCUUCGAAGGAGUUGAUUUCUACAGUUCAAUUACCAGAGCAAGAUUUGAAGAACUUUGUUCUGAUCUUUUCCGAGGAACAUUGGAUCCGGUCGAACAGGCCUUGCGAGAUGCGAAAAUAGAUAAAAGCAAAAUCGAUGAAAUUGUUCUUGUUGGAGGAUCGACCAGAAUACCAAAGAUUCAAAAACUUCUUCAAGAUUUUUUCAAUGGAAAAGAACUCAACAAAUCCAUAAAUCCUGACGAAGCCGUUGCAUACGGAGCUGCAGUACAGGCAGCGAUCCUGUCUGGUGACAAAUCUGAUGAGGUCAAAGAUCUUCUUCUACUGGAUGUUGCGCCUUUAUCUCUCGGAAUUGAAACCGCUGGUGGAGUAAUGACAGCGCUGAUUAAACGCAACACUACGAUACCGUCGAAGCAGACCCAAACGUUCACAACUUACGCUAACAAUCAACCAGGCGUUUUAAUUCAAGUUUACGAAGGUGAGAGAGCUUUGACAAAAGAUAACAAUCUUUUAGGAAAAUUUGACCUCACUGGCAUUCCGCCCGCACCGAGGGGUAUUCCACAAAUCGACGUUACAUUUGAUGUUGAUGUAAAUGGCAUAAUGAAUGUAUCCGCUGUUGAUAAAAGUACAAAACGAGAGAACAAAAUUACAAUUACGAAUGACAAAGGUCGUCUAAGCAAAGAAGAAAUCGAGAAAAUGGUGAACGAAGCCGAAAAGUACAAAGAAGAAGACGACAAAGAAAAAGACCGAAUCCAGGCUAAAAAUAGCUUGGAAUCCUACACUUAUCAUGUUAAAUCUUCUGUCGACGAUGAGAAAAUUAAAGACAAGCUUUCCAGCGAAAACAAGCAAACAAUUCUUGAUAAAUGUAAAGAAGUUAUUGACUGGCUUGACAACAAUCAGACCGAGAAAAAAGACGAGUUCGAGUAUCAGCAGAAGGAAUUAGAGGGUGUUGUGAAUCCUGUUUUGACCAAACUCCAUCAAAAUGGCAGCUCUGCGCCUGGCGGGGUCCCACAACAAGACAAAUCCAACCAGUCGAACGGUGAUGGACCCACAAUUGAAGAAGUUGACUAAAAUGUAUUCGAAAACCGGGUUGUCGAGAUUUUCAACAACUAUUUAUUCAAACAUAUACUGAUUAUGUGUAAAUAUUUAUAUAUCAUUUACUGAUGAACGUUAUUUUUUCAUUUAAACCUGUGCUUCAUACCAUUUUCUCUUUAUGUUCUAUUUAAUGUUUUAAAUGUUGCAUUGUGAGAAAAUAAACUCUUUACUUUGAAAGUCCUCA